Kazachstania africana CBS 2517 is the source of this 1146-nucleotide messenger RNA. It is a transcript of the gene MAK11, whose product is annotated as Mak11p. Bases 1 to 1146 code for a protein of 381 amino acids. Gene Ontology annotation, molecular function: protein binding. The record is from RefSeq and is a predicted model, not a curated record. The transcript has a single exon. NCBI's taxonomy places the organism in Eukaryota, Fungi, Ascomycota, Saccharomycetes, Saccharomycetales, Saccharomycetaceae.
AUGACCAAGAAUCAAUUUAGAGUUAUCGUUGGGUCUUAUGAGCAUAAUAUAUUGUGUCUUUCACUAGAUUUGACUUUAGAGACUCCUGUUUUUGUUCCUAUCUUUCAUUUCCAAGCACAUUCUUUAAGUGUCAAAACUCUUGAUAUUUCAAAAAGAUACUUGGUAUCUGGUUCCAAUGAUGAACACAUUAGAAUUUAUGAUUUACAAAAGCGUAAGGAAUUAGGUACAUUGUUGGCACAUCAGGGUUCCAUCACAGCGUUGAAAUUCUCCAAAAAUGAAGCUAGUACAAAUAAAUGGUUACUAUCAGCAUCUGAAGAUAAGAAAAUUAUUAUUUGGAGAGUCAAAGAUUGGGAAAACUAUGGUACUUUGAAAGGUCACACAGGUAGAAUUAACGACCUUGACAUCCAUCCAUCUAGUAGGAUUGCCAUCAGUGUUUCAGAAGAUCAUUCUAUAAGAUUAUGGAAUCUAAUGACAGUGAAGAAGGCUGCGGUACUAAAAUUGAGGGGUUAUUCACAAAAUGGGCAAUUUGUUAGAUGGUUGGGUUCAAGUGGUGACUUCUUUGCUGUUGCUCUACUAAAUAAAGUUCUGAUCUAUACUACUGCAACUGCUAAAGUUCACUCUGAAAUAGAUUUCAAGAAAACCAUUAUGCAUAUGGAGAAAGUCGUAUUAGACAACGAGAAGGAAUAUUUAUGUAUUGGUUUGAGCGAUGGUAAUAUUGAAUUUUACGAAACUGGGUUACUUUGUAAAGAAGGAGCUGAAGAUUUCAAGCCAGAAUUUUCAUUGUUAGGUCACACAAAUCGUGUUAAAGAUUUCAAAUUUUAUCAAAACGAGUUUGGUAUUUACUUGGUAAGCAUAGGUUCUGAUGGUAAGAUAGUUGUUUGGGAUAUGAAGAAACAGGAACAACUUGCUGUCUAUGACACUGGUGAAAGAUUAAACUGUAUAACGUUGUGUGAUGAAAGUAUUGAAAAAUAUGAUACCGUUAAGAAAAGAGACUCAGAAAAUGCAGACCUUGGUGUUCAAAGUGAGGUCGAAAGUGAUACUGAGGAGCUGAAAAAAGUUAUGUUUGGUAAUAAAGGGAAAGCUUCAAAAAAGAGAGGUAAUAAGAAGAAUAACAAAAAGCAGAAAGUUUCUGUUGAACUAGAAUGA